AGCACGAGAUGCUGACAGAUUCCUGAUAGAUGUGCAAAAUGGCGCAAGCAAGUUCUACCCCUGCGAGCCACCAAUUGUUGUAGUUCAUGAACGUGAAGAGCUAGCUGUAUGUCUCUUUUCUUCCGAUCGCCUCACGUUGUUUUUAGUAUCGUAUUAUAUUUCAAAGUGAUUAAAUGGCUACCAGAAGGCUCUGCCUUGUUCCAUGCAUUUUCGGAUUGCUCCUCAACGCUUUAGUCGGUGUGACAUCGGGAGCAGAGCUGUCCUUCACGCUGGAGCCCAGUGACAUCAUCGCGGUGCAGGAGCAGCCCCUCAUGCUGCACUGUCAGGUGGACGGCAUCCCACCAAUCACCACGCAGUGGAGGCGGAACGGAGUCCUCCUGGUGGUUGACCAAUACUACACCAUGUUCCACAACGGCACUCUGCUGAUUGGACGCUUCCAGAGGACCAAGUCUGACGGCUCAACUGAUGAAGGGGAUUAUGAGUGCGUGGGCCAGAACUCCUUUGGUCUGGUGGUGAGCCGCAGGGCCAGGGUGCAGGCCGCCACGAUGACGGAGUUCCAUGUCCAGCCGCGGUCAGUGCGUGCGGAGGAGGCGGGCAUGGGGCGAUUCCAGUGCCAGAUUCACGGCCUGCCUGAGCCUGCCAUCAGCUGGGAGAAAGAUGGCCGCUCCGUGGACACUAAGGAUGAGAGGUAUACCCUGCUCCCCACUGGUGUUCUGCAGAUCACCGGUCUGCGUCAGGAGGAUAGUGGUGUGUUCUGCUGUGUGGCCCACAACAGUGCAGGAGUAAAGCACAGUGCCGGGGCUCGCCUCACCGUCUCAGUAUCCCAGUCUUCUGUUUACAAAGAGCCCAUGAUCCUCGUGGGUCCUGAAAACCUCACUCUCACCGUUCACCAGACGGCCAUCUUGGAAUGUGUUGCCACAGGAUAUCCCCGCCCCAUCGUGUCAUGGAGCAGGCUUGAUGGCCGUCCGAUAGGUGUGGAGGGCAUCCAGGUGCUGGGUACAGGGAACCUGAUGAUCACAGAUGUCGGGGUCCAGCACUCUGGCGUCUACGUCUGCGCUGCCAACAAACCAGGGACCCGUGUACGCAGAACCGCUCAGGGACGUCUGGUGGUCCAAGCCCCGGCAGAGUUUGUGCAGCCUCCUCAGUCCAUCUCCCGGCCGGUGGGCACCACUGCUAUCUUCACCUGCCAGGCGCAGGGCGACCCUGUGCCCCAGCUCACCUGGCUGAAGAACGGCCAGAUCCUGGAGCCUGGAGGGCACGUCAAGCUCAGGAACAACAACACCACGCUGACCAUCUAUGGCAUCAGUCAGGAGGACGAAGCCAUCUACCAGUGCAUCGCUGAGAACAGCGCCGGCUCCACCCAGGCCAGUGCCCGCCUCACCGUGCUGUGGGCAGACGGCCUGCCAGGGAUGCCCAGUGUGGUGCGGGCCGAGGCCCUGUCACCCAACGCCAUCCAGGUGUCCUGGAAGGAGUCCGCCCAGGACACUCAGGAGAUCAUCGGCUACGUGCUCCACAUCCGUAGGACCACAGACCCUGUGGAGAUGGAGUACCAGGAAGCCGUCAGUAAGGUGACUCUACAGCAGGUCGUAGGUGAUCUGGAGCCCUCCACCGGCUACACCUUCUAUGUGAAGGCUUACACGUCCCGCGGAGCCAGCAAGCCCUCCGAGAGCGCCACCGAGAGCACGCUGGGCGAAGUGCCAGCACCCCCAUCACUGUUCAUUAGAUUGGUGAACAGCAGUGUGGUGCAGGCGGUGUGGGAGCCAUCCUCUAAGAUGGGCCAAUAUGAGGGCUUCAGGCUGUACUACAGGAGGGUCCACACCCCCCUCUUCACCGGACCACUCACCUUCACCCGCAACGUCACCCAGUACAACAUCACCCAGCUGGAUCCAACCCUGGUGUAUGAGAUUAAGGUUCUGGCCUUCAACCAACACGGAGACGGCAACGCCACCAUGCGCUUCGUCUCACUGAAGGAGGCUGUGGAGAAAUCAGUGCUGAACACCCCCUGUGACUGUGUGAAAGAUGAACAGAGCAAGACCUCUACAACCGGCAUCAUCAUCGGCAUCCAUAUAGGAGUCACCUGCAUCGUAUUCUGCAUGCUCUUCCUCAUGUUCAGCUACAGGGGGAGGUUGAUGACGUGCAAGACAGUGCAGGCCACCCCCCAGGCCGGGCGUAACAUUGCCCUGGAGUUGUCCUCCACCUCCCAGAGGGCCCUGGCCUUAAACGGGGUGAGCAGAUCAGGCAUGGAAGGGAACGGCAGCCUUGCUGGGAAGAGCAGGGGAGACAGCAACGAGCUGGAGAGACUCUUCUCAGGCCCUUCCCACUGUGGAGACCUAGCAGACAGUUCACGCAUGUUGGAUAGAUCCCUGGUGUCCUGUGCGCUGAACGAGACCCAGUUGUCCACUCUGCCGCUGGUUGACUUCAGCCUUGUGGUGGAGAGGGACAGAGAGACGCAGUUCCAGAGGCCUCCAGCAGAGGGCCGGGGGGCCAGUGACAGGGCUGUGGCCGGGGUCACCCAGCAGAACCAGACCUGAUAGAAGCAUGAACGUCAAGUCUGUGACACGGUCACAGUGUCACCUCAGACUCGUAUCACACUCAGGUCGACCGAAGUAUUUCUUUUCCUAUUCGUUUUUCUUUGUGCAAAGAAUUGUAUUAUUGGUAAGUUAAAUAAGUCGCCUCUGGAAAAGUUAUAGGGUCUUGGACUCAUUCUUGGAGGUGUCCCCGGCCUAGGUGUUUGGUGCGCUUUUGUGAUGGACAGCUAGGUUUUAGCUUUGGCAGGUGAAUUAAGUGUUCUUGUUUUUUUGUUUUACUUCCUUCAUUUUCUGGUUGCAGAAUAGAUAUCCAGAAUGUCUUUGUUAUACACUCAUCAUCUUAACUCAGAAUCGAAUAUGUUUUUAUUCCUCUACUAUCUCACAAAAUGGUUCUAAGUUAUUGUUCUUAUUUCUACUAUUUCUUUCAAUGUCAAAGACUGCUGCCUCCUCUCAGCCUAGCAAGGAUUCCACAAACGCAUCCAACAAAGACUUAAGGCCUUCUUCCAGUGAUUUCAUAAAUUCUCUGUCUCAGGACUUUUCUUUUCAGUGAUAUCAAUGGUUUUUUUAUUAGUUCUCGGCCUUCAUACAGGUUCUUAACUUGGCUCUGUGAACCUUAGGAUUCAACAAAAAACUACCUCAGCCGGAAUGAAUGUGACGUGGGAAACCUUUUGGGUCCGUCUUUUCCCCCUGCGUUCAGUUACUUUGACAUGUGGAGCGAUCGGUUCGUAAAACACGAGAACAGGUGCCACGCUACCUCAGAUGUCAAGAACCGCCGCUCUCCUGCUUGUCGAAGCGAGGGGGGGGAAAAAAAGAAGAAGAAAAAUCAAACGGAAAGCACUUCAAAACGCUGAAGUCCACGUUCUACCUCAAGAUAACAAUGUUGUAGUUGUUCUUUCUUUCAUAAUGAAACAUGUACUUCUGUUGUGAGAGCUCCUGGCUUCCCUCCGUCGAUGAAUUGCUGUUUGUGGAUAUGUCAGUACCUCAUGCCAGUUGACAGAUGAUAUUGUUGUAAGAAUUCUACUUGUAAAAGACAUUUUUUCAUAGUUUUCCAUCGUGUUUGCGUGAGAUAUUUUCUCUUUGUUUUAUUUGAAUCUUAGUUGCUUCUGUUGAUUGAAAAGACUGUUAGCGUUGCACUGCACUGCCACUAAUACUUUCAGGACAGUUUUACUGCUAUGUGAGAACUGCUGCAGAUAUUCCAUUGGGCAGGUGAGGUUUUAGUUACAUUUACACUUAUAUGUGUAUUUAUGAAUGAUUUCAGGAUGGAAUUGUGCGUGCGUGUGUGUGUGUGUGUGUGUGUGUGUGUGUGUGUGUGUGUGUGUGUGUGUGUGUGUGUGUGUGUGUGUGUGUGUGUGUGUGUGUGUGUGUGUGUGUGUGUGUGUGUGUGUGUGUGUGUGUGUGUGUGUGUGUGUGUGUGUGUGUGUGUGUGUGUGUGUGUGUGUGUGCGGUAUAUGUGAUGUAUUUAGAUAAAUAAGCACAAAUGUAUCAAAAUGUCAUUGUAGGCGUUGACAACCACAAAUAUUAAUGUAUCUGAUAUGAUCCCAGGUAAUUGGCUUUUCAAUUGGCAAUAGUGUUGUUCUAAUCUGAUUUUUUGGGCUCUGCUUGUCACUCACUCCGAGCUGUGGCACAGUGCACUCCUCUUGUUAUAGUUCAUCAAUUCAAAUCAAUUGUCUGCUGUCGUAAUAGCCAAGACUUCUCGAGCCUGUCCAUCCCAGAUCCCUCACUCCAUCCCUCCUCCACACUGGCAAAUUAAAGUGCUUCAGGAAAACCUUUAUCACAGUGCUGCAUGCAAAUCCAGAGGGAGAUGGUUUAACAGGUGGACCAUAGGUAUUAACUCACAGCCUGAGCAAACACACAGUCAACUUGAUGUUAUUAGACUUGGAUCUGAUCCAGGGUCAGAUCUGGGAGUGCCACCACCACUGCUCCACCUGUUACUCCAGAACCAUGCUCUCUGGAGCUGGAGCGUCCCUGAGGCAGAGCCAACCUGAGCCAGGCCAGUACUCUUACGGUAGCCUGGGUUAGGGCCGCUGUCCGACGGACACCCUGUCUUCUCCCUGGCUCUCUCUACUGUAGAGAUAGAUCACAUUUGAACUCUCACGUAAUGGCCUAUAGCAGUAUUACUCUGGUAACCUACCUCAACCCCGACACGACCGUCCUGCUCUCAGGUUGCUCCCUCUCACACUCUGACCGAAACUUCUAUAUGUACAUAAAUAUAGACCACACACACAUAAUGACACACACACUCCUAGGGAAGGGAGGAUGUCUUCAGGGCCUUGUGGUAGUGCAGUUGUGUGACAGAAAAACUUUAUGCUUAGCUUUUUGUCUUUAUGCUUAGCUUUUGUGGAUGUGAAUGUAUCACAAUUGUUUUUAUUACAUUUUUGUUGUAUUAGAAGCUUUUAUGUUUUUGUUUUUUCACUCAGCCUUGAAUGUCUUUGAACAUGUGUCUGUUAUAGACUAAUAAACGAGGGCAUCAAACACUCACUGCAAACUGUAGUACAGCUACUCGGUAUAAACUGUAGUACAGCUACUCACUGCAGACUGUAGUACAGCUACUCACUGCAGACUGUAGUACAGCUACUCACUGCAGACUGUAGUACAGCUACUCACUGCAGACUGUAGUACAGCCACUCACUGCAAACUGUAGUACAGCUACUCGGUAUAAACUGUAGUACAGCUACUCGGUAUAAACUGUAGUACAGCUACUCACUGCAGACUGUAGUACAGCUACUCGGUAUAAACUGUAGUACAGCUACUCGGUAUAAACUGUAGUACAGCUACUCACUGCAGACUGUAGUACAGCUACUCGGUAUAAACUGUAGUACAGCUACUCGGUAUAAACUGUAGUACAGCUACUCACUGCGGACUGUAGUACAGCUACUCGGUAUAAACUGUAGUACAGCUACUCAGUAUAAACUGUAGUACGGCUACUCAGUAUAAACUGUAGUACAGCUACUCACUGCAGACUGUUGUACAGCUACUCACUGCAGACUGUAGUACAGCUACUCAGUAUAAACUAGUACAGCUACUCACUGCAGACUGUAGUACAGCUACUCAGUAUAAACUGUAGUACAGCUACUCACUGCAGACUGUAGUACAGCUACUCAGUAUAAACUGUAGUACGGCUACUCAGUGUAAACUGUAAUACAGCUACUCAGUAUAAACUGUAGUACAGCUACUCAGUAUAAACUGUAGUACGGCUACUCAGUGUAAACUGUAAUACAGCUACUCAGUAUAAACUGUAGUACGGCUACUACUCUUUUAUUCCCAGAACCCUCCUCACAGAUGAUGUGCAGCAACAGGUGUUUGUAAAUACAGAUAAUGAACAGUCACCAGUUCUCACCCCUGAUUUAUUGCAAGGGGUUUCUGCAGUUAUCAUACUCAAAUUGUGUUAAUAAUUGGAGUAACUCUUAUUAGAUAUGAAAUACUGUACUCGAUAUAAAUCAUCUCCUGUAAAGGCACACACAUAUUCCUACCUUCCUAGGCUGCAGUCAUGUUGGUCCAAUAUGUUUGAGUUCGAUCGUUUAGAGCAGCCGGUGCUCUCAUCUCUUUGUAGUUGGCUGAUUAGAGGAAGUGUGUGCAGCGCUUGGUCCAUUCUAGACUUGACAUGGUAACGACACUAGCCUGAAACGGACUGGUUAAAUAAAUGGGGUGUGUGUUAAAGCCGGGCUGUAGAACUGUGUUUCUGUUAGACUAUCUAUUGUACAGUGGUAAUGCACAUUACAUUCCAGAGACUGUGUGUCAGUCAGUGUGUGCUCCUCCGGGCAGAGGGUUUUUAUUGUACGAUGCAGUAGAAGUCGUUGUUGUUAAUGCUUUGCAUUGUUGCCGAAAACGUGGAACCAGAACUCGCCUGCAGUAAUUCUGUACGUUGUGUUUGUUUGUUUCGUUCACCGUGCGUUUCUUAAAUUGUCUUCAUUUCUUGUAUUGUUAUUGUACAUGAUGGUAGAUUUACAUUGCAAGUCUUAGUAAACCAUAACGAUAGUUGUCAAACUAGCAGAAAGAAAUGCCUCAGAAAUGUCACACGUGUAUUUAUGAACUGUUGAUGUAAUGUUCUCUCAUGUGCGUCUUUAAAAAUGUAAAAGAUGUGGAGGGGAGGAGGGGUCUCUCCAGAUAAACCAGAGGUACUUUUUCUUUGUAAUUUACGGUUAAUUUCCGAUGCUGGAAAUUGCCCACAUCUCAUCCCUGAUUUGACAGGUUUUAGUACCAUACAGUGCACAACUUAUUUACCCUUCACCCAGAAUGCCGAGCUGUAAAUUGAGGCAUCAUGUUUACAUGAUUGAUAUGAUCAUGAUUCUCCCAGUGCUUUACACUCCUAUAGAUCAGUGUUAAGAGCUGCCCUCUGUGAUCAACUGCCGAAGCCGCUCUAGUCUAUUCUGACUUAUUACCACUCCAUUGGCUGGUGAGAUGAGAUUCUCCCGCUAUCUAUUCUCAGCCCUGCUUCUUCCUCUCGUGAGAUUCCUGUCCGUGGAGUGUGUUUCUCUGGACAAAGAGAGAGUGGGCUGACUGUGCUCAGGGAACGUCUAUCUAAUCCUUGUGUUGUAUUUGUCACAGCGGAACAUGGACUGGGCGCUCCACUAUGAGAGUCCAUGUUAUUUAGUACAAUCUUCCUCUCACAGUGCUCUGACUGUGCUCUAUUCAACCAGUUUAGGGGGAGGGAUUGCCUUUUUUGUUUUUUCGACUAGGCAAAUAAUCAAGAAGAUAAUCUGUCCACUGUCACACAUACUGAGCAGAUAAUGGUAAUCCUCCAUGCAUGAAGAUGUGUAGCCUCAGUGAGCCACGUAUGUAGGGAUUCAUAAAUGAAGUUCACAACCGCUCUUCUUAGUAUGGUUUUGUCUCUCUUCCUUGCCCCUCUGUAAUGCCACCUCUCCCUACACACACACACACACACACACACACACACACACACACACACACACACACACACACACACACACACACACACACACACACACACACACACACACACAACACACACACACACACACACACACACACACACACACACACACACCAGCGACACACACACAACUUUGUAAAGAAAGGAGUGUUUGCCAGAAUUACCCCAUUGCCCCAGCUCUCCCCAGAGAGAAUCAGGGGAGAGACAUUAGCUGGUUUAUCUCUGGCCCCACAAGCCUAUUGAGAACUGGAGAGUAAACACGUCAAACCGGGAAUCUGUAAAACAAACAUUUUUUCUGUGUGACAAUAAUGUUACCAUUUCAGCUUUUUAAGCCUCUUCAUGAAAGGGAUGAAAUGUUCAAGCGUUUUCUCUGUUCUCUCACCCAGCCAUGGAAGGCGAGGGGAAACUCUGAAACUACUGCCGGCCAUCUUUUUUUCCUGGUGUUUUUUCUUUCUAUUUUUGCCGAUCCUUUUCAUGCUAAUUUGGACUCCUAAUAAGUUAGGAAUUCUCUUAACUGGCAGUUGCUGACCAGUGGCCACAAAGGAAAUAGUCAAGUAUCUACCAAGACUAAUAUAGACACUUGCACAGUCUUGUAGAAGUGAUUGUUUGCAUUUUAGAUCAUGUUACUGUAGGAGUAGGUACUCACGGUAUGCCACACUGGCCUGACAUCUUAAAACAAAGCCUCCCCCAAAACUGGUUUGGGCAUGAGUUAGUAUCUUAGUAAGAUUUGUUGCAACACAUCUAUGAAAUAUGGUGUGGUGUUGUAGUUACAUGAGAUACAACUCCAAGUCUGUCCAUGUCUUCCACAUUUUUUUGCUCAUAUUGUAGAAACAGGAGAAAGCGAGCUACAUAUUGUAGGAGCUUAGCGAAAACGAUUACAGUGAUAUCUCAUUGUUGACAUGUUUGAAGCCACAGUGGGUGUAACCAACGAACAAGGCCUGUUGAGGGAUUGGCCUUUUUGUCAUGCUGUAACACCACCCAGUUCAGAUGUAUUGAUCGUAUUGAUCACUGUGGCAACAAAUGACUAUACUUUAGAUUGUAAAUGGAUUGCAUUUCUGAUGCUAUUAUCUCUCAGAUAUCCUCCCAAGAACACAAUGACUGUACAUGGCAGAUAAUGCCGAUUUGAAGAUGGUCUAGUCAUUUGAAUUCUUGUAAUUUAAUGGUGAAUUAAUGGAAUUGUAACUUAAAGCAUGUUUGAGAUCAGUAGUAUAUUUGCACCUCUGUUGAGAAACAUGUUAAAUCCAAUGUAUUUCAGCCACAGAGAAAAAUCGUUUUUUUUUUUUAAACCAUAUCUUUCUCAGCUAUUCGCAAAUGUGCUGUUUCAGCAGAUUGCUAAAGUGUUCGUUUAUCAUUAUUGGAUUUGUGAUGGUGACACUGUGACAUUUAGCCAUUGGGAUAGGGCGAAUAUUGUCAUCUCAACAUGGUGCUACUGACGUUUCUAUUCCACACCGUUGGUCUACAUAUUUGAUAGUGUGUAUUUGCUGCAACUGUUUCUACUCAGAAAGACAUUGUUAUAUAAUCAUCCUGACUGCUUGUCGAUCAUCGCCGUACCUGUUAGUAUAACUCACGUUGUCCUGUUUGAUCCCUUUUCCACCACUAAGAGAUGUAAUUGAUUUCGCCGUCAAACCGUCAAAUCGAGUUCAUGGUCAUUCAACAGUGGAGACAAUGAACCUUUUCAGACAAACGUUUAUUAACAGGUUUUCGUGUUAAAGCUGUGCUUUAGAGGAGCGUGCGCUUAUGGAAAUACACACAAAGUUUGCGCAGCUUUAAUCUACAGUACAGACCUGCGUUGCUACGCCAUCAAGCGGGGAUACGAGAGCUGCUUGUAUCUACAGGAAAACCUGUGCCUACUUAUUGUAGCUACAGUUGAGCUUACACGGGUGGUAUUUCUGUCAUAUUUGAUCUCCUCUUACCCAGUUUGGUUGGCAAUAAUGACUGUAUCCCUCCUCACAAACCUGUGGCAUUCUCUCCACCAGGCACAGAAGCCACCAGGCACAUCGCACAGGGCAAGGAGGAAAGACUUUCCAAUGCAGUUACUAUACAUACGACUGUCAAAGUCAUUGUUGCUAAUGCUACUACCAUGCCAUUGGGUUAUUAUAUAGCCGCAAAAGUGCUAACCUAAACCAAAUGUCAAAUGCAGUGCCCAGCCAGUUUCUAUAGCCUCACUGUACCUUUAAUGUGGGGAAAGGUGCCUCGGUUUUUAGUGCUUGUGUUGGGUUUGAUAUAGGGACAGAGAUGGUGUGAUGAGAAUAGCCAGGCUAUGGAGAAGGAACUAAGAGAGCACAAACCUGUACAGUAUAGUAUAAUCAGCUGCAUAUUGUCUGUGGGGAGCUGUUCAGUCACAUCUGUCUGUCUGUCUGUCUAUCUAUAUGUCUGCUGAGGUCAGUGCCUCUGCCUGCCCUUGUGUCCCACAAUCAAAUUCAGGUCAAUAUCAAGUUUUUCCCGUCGGGGAUCAUUCUUUAUGUGUCCACAAAUGUGUGUUCUCUGUGAUACAGUAUCUGUAGUUGGUCGUGAUGGUUGGCCGUGAUUCACAUGUGUAUACAUAUGUAUAAUACUGUAUGUAUGUGUAUAUGUGUAUAAAGACAGACUAGAUCUUUUUUUAGUGGUUUGUAUUGUUUUAGAAGUCAUUGUGCCACACUGAUUAAAGGCAAAAGACGACAACAACGACAGUAAUAAACUAGCUCUA
Messenger RNA from Oncorhynchus gorbuscha (pink salmon), 10105 nucleotides. RefSeq names its product immunoglobulin superfamily DCC subclass member 3-like. Gene Ontology annotation, cellular component: plasma membrane; axon. The transcript has 14 exons. NCBI's taxonomy places the organism in Eukaryota, Metazoa, Chordata, Actinopteri, Salmoniformes, Salmonidae. Gene Ontology annotation, biological process: axon guidance; cell-cell adhesion. The record is from RefSeq and is a predicted model, not a curated record. Gene Ontology annotation, molecular function: protein binding. Bases 174 to 2531 code for a protein of 785 amino acids.